Sphaerodactylus townsendi is the source of this 1681-nucleotide messenger RNA. It is a transcript of the gene CHMP4B, whose product is annotated as charged multivesicular body protein 4B. Gene Ontology annotation, molecular function: DNA-binding transcription factor activity. NCBI's taxonomy places the organism in Eukaryota, Metazoa, Chordata, Lepidosauria, Squamata, Sphaerodactylidae. Gene Ontology annotation, cellular component: cytoplasmic side of plasma membrane; ESCRT III complex; multivesicular body. The transcript is spliced from 5 exons. Gene Ontology annotation, biological process: regulation of DNA-templated transcription; late endosome to vacuole transport via multivesicular body sorting pathway; vesicle budding from membrane. Bases 246 to 929 code for a protein of 227 amino acids. The record is from RefSeq and is a predicted model, not a curated record.
UGUGGGGGCCAGUGGGUCAGGGAGGGAGCGGUGGCCGGUGGGACAGGGGCCUGUGCGGAGGGCGCCUACUCUGCGGGGGUGGCUGUCUGGCGGCCGCUUUCUCUCCGUCCCGGUUCUGGGCUUUUCGUCAGAGAGUCCCAAGCUUCCUCAUUCUCCUCGGGCCGCCGCCGCCGCCUUCUUCCUUCUCCCCGUUUCGUUUCCCCUCCGUUCCUUCCCCUUUGCGUUGCUCCCGGUGCGGCCCGGCCAUGUCGGGGCUCCUGGGCAAGCUGUUCGGGACGGGCCCGGGCGGGAAGGGCGCCGGGAAGGGCCCUUCUCCUCAGGAGGCGAUCCAGCGGCUCCGCGAAACCGAGGAGAUGCUGAGCAAGAAGCAGGAUUUCCUGGAGAAGAAGAUCGAGCAAGAGCUGGGGGCUGCCCGCAAGCACGGCACCAAGAACAAGCGCGCUGCUCUUCAGGCUCUGAAGCGAAAAAAGAGAUAUGAGAAGCAGCUUGCACAAAUAGAUGGCACGUUGUCCACAAUUGAGUUCCAGAGAGAAGCCCUUGAAAAUGCCAACACCAACACUGAAGUCCUCAAGAAUAUGGGCUUUGCUGCUAAAGCAAUGAAAGCUGCUCAUGACAACAUGGAUAUUGAUAAAGUGGACGAACUAAUGCAAGACAUUGCAGAACAGCAGGAGCUGGCAGAUGAAAUUUCAACAGCCAUUUCCAAACCUGUAGGAAUUGGUGAAGAAUUUGAUGAGGAUGAACUAAUGGCUGAAUUAGAGGAGCUAGAACAGGAAGAAUUGGACAAAAACUUGCUGGAGAUCAGUGGUCCAGAGACAGUUCGACUACCCAGUGUGCCCUCAAUAUCUAUACCUUCCAAGCCAACCAAGAAAAAAGAAGAGGAGGAUGAUGAUGACAUGAAAGAAUUAGAAGCCUGGGCCGAAAAAAUGUAGCUUCGCCUGCCGUUAGCUGGAGAAACAUUAGAGACUCUGGUCACCUGCUGCUGUAGGUGCAUGUAUGGGUGGGAGAUGACUCGAAGUGCGAUGUCUUUAUUUCUGUAAUCUAAACCCAAAGCAGUGGGAGUUGCAUUCAGCAUAGCAUGGUCUGAGCGAGGGAAACAAAGUUCCCCAGGAAAGUUGCCUGCAGUUUAUGAUGUUGAAUUUCUUAAAAGCAAAUAGAAUGAACAUAAAACCUUAUUGGCAAAAUUCCAACCUUCAGCUUCCGGACUCUGCUAACGCCGCUGCUGGAUCUUCAUCUUUCAGAAUUCUGGCCGUGUUGAAUCUGACUGAUUUUGGGCUGUGAAGACUGUAACUUAAGUUUAUUGAAAAAGUUUUUAGAGUUCUUGUAAAGCAUUUCAAAAGGAGAAGUCAGAAGCCAUUUAUUGACUUAGUAUGCUUAGAAGUGUACAAAAUGCAUUAGCUUUUAGUUCUUUAAAGUCUGUAUUUAUAUUCACUAACUGCAUUGACACCCUUCUCACACUAAAUUGGUCACUGUUCCCAUUUUAAUUGGUGAAAUGGAUUUGGAAUAACAAAUCAGUGCUAUCAUGCAAGUUGGUAAAAUUUAUACUCUGAUUCCAGCUGUACAUUUUUCUGUAUAGAAUUUGCGUGUUGACUGCUAUUUGUGAUGAUCAAUAUACCAUUCAGACACAAAUGUUUAUUUUAAAAAGGGUCUAUGGUUUGCACUGUAUUAAAUAUCUUGAUUUUCA